CUAUUAGGGCUGUGCAAAACGGCACCAUUCCAUUUUGACUUGUAUUUUGACAUUUUGAUGGAACAGCAUUUCAAAUUUCAUUUCGAUUCGAAAUUACUGUUGCGUUUCGUUUAGUUGAAACAGUUUUGCUGUUUCAAUGCUGUUUCAACAUUUCGCCCAUAGGCUAUAAUGGGGAAGCUCGAAACAGCCUAUAACUUUGUCAUUUCUGGCCUGAUUUGAAUGAAACUUGCAGAAAUGGUAGCCCCUUCUGAGGCCAUGAAGCCUGCCAAGGUGCAGGGGUUUCAGGAAAACUGCACCUAAAAGUCUUGAAAGCAAAAAACUCAUGUCAUGUGUACGUGUUAAACCACAGUGGGGUCUAAACUGCAGGCAUGCUAGCCCCUGCUGAGGCCACAAAGCCUGCCAAGUUUCAAGGAGGUAGGUGCAGGGGUUUCGGGGAAACUGCACCUCAAGCUGCUGACAAGUAAAACUCUUGACAUGGGUGAUACUGUGUAUGUAAGGUGCAUCAGGGUGACAGCUGCAGGCCUGCUAGCCCCUGCUGUGGCUGUGAAGCCUGCCAGCUGUCAAGGAGAUCGGUGCAGGGGUUCUGGGUUCUGGGGCCCUGCACCUCUGGCUGCUGACAUGGGUGCUUGUGGGACUGUGUCUUUCUUGGGGCAGAGGGGGGUGAAAACUGCAGGCCUGCUGGGCCCUGCUGUGGCCACAAAGCCUGCCAGCUGUCAAGGACAUAAGUGCAGGGGGAGUCUGGGCUCUGGGGCCCUGCACUUCUAGCUCCUGACAGGCAAAACUCAUGACAUGGGUGGGUGACACUGUGUGUGUUUUAAGGUGUGCCCUCACUCAGCUGACACCAAGGCAGAAGACAGUUCAAACAAUGCUGCCUUCUUUGCAGUUUUUCCAUCCCUCCCCCAGAGCACUGGGAUUAGAAGGGACCUCAGAGAAGGAUGACAGUCACUGGCCAGCUACAGUCAAUAAUGAGAGCACUCCUUCCCCACCCUUCCCCCUUCUUCCCCCUCCCUCUCCUUACUUCAGUUUCUGUUUCCCUGCAGGUGAAACUCUAAACAUUUAGAAAAUUUCAAAACAUUUUGACUUGCCUCGUUUCAUUUUGAGGCUGUUUCAAAGCUCUCUGUUUUGUUUUGAUGUUGCUGUUUCGAGCUCCAAACGAGUUGAAACAGUGCCAAAAUGAAACUGCCGGUGAAAUUUCAUGCAGCCCUAGUAGCUAUAGGGAUCCUAUUUCCCUGUAUCUUGUGCUCCCAGUUCACACAGGAAAUGAUGUAUAAUGUCAAAAGUGGCAUUUAAGAGCUCAGAGGGGCUGACACCAAUGAUUCAGUGCUGUGCAUUUGUUCAAGGUAUCCUGGUUGGUUUCAGGUAAACGUUGCCUCAGGCUGACACCGAAUAGGAGCCCUUACACACUGUCACCCAAUGCCUCAGCUGCUUGGGAAAGCCAAAGUAGACCAUUGCUUGUUAUAACCCAUCUCUGUUUGAAGCAGCUAGGGAAAUAAGAAGAGGAGAAAGAGUAAUGGAUCUGAUGGUACCCCAGAAUGGCAAGUAUCCACUUUCCAGGUAGAAACUGUGCUGCCAGUGAUCGGUAGCUCAGAGCUUAGACAAAUCUAACAAACACUUAAACUGUGAGGCAGGAAAAGACUGUAACUAUCUUGGAGAGUCAUAAUGUAUUAGAUGUUUUCCCAGCAACUGUCUGAAGCACACCAGCAGGUGAUGGCACAAGCUGGUUACAGUCAUCAGGGCAUCAAUGUAAAAGAUAAGUCUUUGCUGGGGAAGGGAGAGCUAGUUAAUGAGUAAUACCAGGAAGUAACAAAGGUUUGAAAAAAACAGCACAGCUUCUGCCUUCAGAAAAGGUCAAAAAUUUAGUUCUCCAGCCCAAAUAGACUUGCCCCUUUCCAACGAGGACAUCAUGACAAGCAAGAGCAGGGAGGAUGCACAACACCCCCCUUCCAGAUGUCCAGAUAACAGCGCAUUCAAACAACAGAAACUGUCAGCCUGGCAGCCCGAACUUACACCUGCGUCUGUCCUCUCUGGCUUCAUUCUCAUCGGUGUAUUCUGCCUCACCAUGGGAGUCUGCCUCAUCUUGUCUGCAAGGAGCGUCAAAGAAGUCCAGAUUAAUUAUUCAGACAAAUGCCUGAAUUGUUCAAAACUGCGUGAAAAUUCCUCUAAUUGGAAUACUGAAUGCCUCUGCUCUGCUGACUUCAAAUUAGAGGAAAAAAUACAGGGUGAUGUUUUUAUGUACUACGGCCUGCAAAACUUUUAUCAGAACCACCGUCGGUACGUCAUGUCCAGGAGCAACGCGCAAUUGCUGGGUCGAAAUACAGAUAUUCGUAACAGCAACUGUGCACCUUUCUCAACCUAUCGUAAUGGAACUCCCAUGGCUCCAUGCGGUGCUAUCGCCAACAGCAUGUUCAAUGAUACAAUUUCUCUUUUUUACUAUACUAAUUUAUCCACUGCUAUCCAAGUCCCACUACUAAAGACUGGAAAUAGUUGGUGGACAGAUAAAUAUGUGAAGUUUCACAAUCCAACAUCGCACAACCUCACUUCUGCAUUUGCAGGGACAGCAAGGCCUCCCUAUUGGCAGAAACCAGCCUAUUUAUUGGAUGAGGAGAAUGAAAGGAAUAAUGGUUACAUCAAUGAUGACUUUAUCAUCUGGAUGCGGGUGUCAGCUUUCCACACUUUCAGAAACCUCCACCGUCGCCUCAGCCGCACCAAGCAGUUUGCUGAUGGUCUCCCAGCAGGGAAUUACACCUUUCGCAUUUUCUACAAUUUCCCUGUUUCCAGGUUCAAAGGGAAGAAAUACCUGAUUCUCUCAACUGUGGUGUGGUGUGGGGGAAGCAGCCUCUUCCUGGGAAUUGCCUAUAUGGUUUCUGGUGCAGUGGUAAUGCUGGCAGGUUUUAUCAUAACUGCCAUUCAUUUAAAGCUCAAAAAAAGGAAAACUUACUUUCAGAGAUAACUAGACAAUAUAACUCUUUGGAACAAAAUAAAGGCACUCCUCUGAAAAGAGGACAGAGAAGCAUGGACCUUUCACACAUUCCUCCUCCCUGUAGAAUCAUUUCAAACACAGAAGAAGUGGUGAACAUACAGAAGUCCCGAGCAUCAUGAUGUUCUUCCAUAACACAAAAUAACCACAAGUUCAUUAGGUGACUCCAGAUGAAUGACCCCAAAUGUCAGUCUUCUACUAAGAACCAAUCUUCAGGAUUUGAGAGGCGCAUCAGUGCUGUACUUAUUUGGAAUCAUGAACUCCAGUGCAUUCAUAGAGAAGUGAGACUGGAAGGGGCCUCAAGAGAUCAUCUGAGUGAUUACUGAGUACAAAUGCAGGGCCAAAACUCAGGUCCUCAGAUUUUGCUGAAUCUGUAAUCAGGCAAAACUCCCACUGAUUCAGUCAGUAGCAUAACUGAGGGCAGGGGGAACUGGGGCAGCAGCCUGGAUGCCAUCUUUGUGGGGUGGGGGAGGCAAGAGGUGGGGACUGCUGCAAUUUGCAUAGCAGGAGCUGGUGCUGCCCCAUGAGUUGGUAGCUGCUCCAGCUGUGGACCUCUCUGUGUGAAGCAAUACUCUAUGUGAAGUAAUACUUGUAGUGAAGCUUAGGCUUCUAAGGCCAGAUCCAUAUGUGCAGGCACAUGAGAUUUGUCGCCGCAAACCUCUUUGCAGCGCCACAAACUGCAUGUGUUGCAUAUUAAACCAUGCAUGGCUGCCUGCUCACUGGGCUGCCUGCUUUCCUGUCUUGAGGCACACUGCUCCCCAGGCAGUUGCUCCGUGGCUCGCUGGAGCACAGCAUGCCAUAGCACAGGGUUUCACAGCAGAGCCCCUGCACUGAGGCAUGCAAAGUCAGGGGAUCAGCCAGCCCAGGGCUGCCUGUUCCCCUAUCUCAAGGUACACUGUGCCUCAGCCAGCCGGGGAGCAGCUGGAUAGGAUGCCAGGUGCCUCAACGCACAGGCUGCCCCAUCUCCAUGUGCUAUUCCCUGGCUGGCUAGGCCACAGGGUGCUUCAGGAUGGGGGCUGCCUGCUGGCUAGCCCUGCAUUGAGGCAACCUGUGCCCCAGCCAGGCCCCCUGCAGUACAUGGAGCAGCAGGACAUUGUGUCCUGCUGCAAACCAUGCGAGCAGGGGCGUGCACUGCAGCAUAAAGUAGCAGCAGCAAUUUGUGCUGCUACUAUUUGUUCUGCAAACGCAUGCCCCUGCUCAUCUGGACGCUACCUAUGUGUCUAAAUCACUGUUAGAAAUGGGACUUAGGAUUCUAAAUCUUUAAGGCACUUUUGAAAAUGUUACCCUCUGUGACUCGGUUGAAGUUACUGAGGCAACAACCUGUGCCAGCGCUGGGAUUAGAACUCAGAAAUUCUGGCUUCCUGCCCUGUGUUCAGACAGACCAGAGGACUGUUUUUUGCUCAAAACAGAGUUUCAGGAGCUGCUAUGCAUUAUAGGUGUAUUAGCCACAGAACAUUUGUCACUGGUUUUAUUUCAUCAUUCAGAGUCUGGUAAAAAUGUUAGGUAGGAAAAGAAUAAACAAUAAUCUAUAUUUCAGUGUGGGGGGAGUACACCCAAAUUAAAAAAAAAUGCUUAUUUAGAAAACCCAUUUAGCCGAGCAAGCAAUGCUUACAAUAUACCCAUUAUUAUCCUUCAACUGUUCAUGGAAGUAGGUUGCCUGUAGUCUUAACAUUUAUGAAGUCUUCAAACCCCGAAGAGGGAAAUACUAUCAUAUAAUGAAUCUUCUUCCUUCUGUUACGCUGCUGUUUAGGUCUUGCCUCAGAAAGCAAAAGCACAUUUUCUUUUCUUUUACUAUGGGUGUAUCAUUCUUUUAAUUCUUAUCAUGGCCUCUGAAUAAUCUCCUUGGAAUAACCCACUGGAACUGGGAGGUUACUGGUUUUGAAUCCUAGUGACUCAGUGAGCACGUCUACAUGUGCAAUUAAUGUGGAGCAAUAAACUCCAGGGUUUAGUGCUCCAGAGUUUAUUGCUCCUGGGCAUUCCAUUUGAACAUGAGCUGGGUUGGCGCAAACGCAGCUGGCAGGGGACCUGGGGGAGGGUCAGCCUGUCCGCCCAGGGCUGCUCCUGCUCAGCUCAACAAGCUGUGGAGGGGAUGGCUGAGGCUUGAGGGUGCUUCAGUGUGGGGCCAGCAAACAGCCCCUGCACUGAAGCACCCAUAUGCCUCAGUCAGCUUCUGCAUGUGUGGUGGUGCUGCAGUUGCAAGUACUACUGUGCAGUGGAGUUAAUUAGUUUUCUGGGUCCCAAUAGGGCUGCACAUGUAGAUGCCAAGAUGUUUACUGCAGAGCUAAUUAGGUAGCUCUGCAGUAAACAUCUUGUGUAGAUGCUUCCGGUUACAUCUUUUGAGUCAUUUCACAUGGUAUCCCUAACCCAAAAUGAUGGGAGUAAAGGGAUGAGGGGAUUGCCAGAAUAUUGCCACUCUUACAGAGUAUUAUCUAAGCUUCUUUGAAGAGGAAGGAAAGUGUCUGAGGUGAGGCAGGUCUCUGGUGGUCUUCCACACUGCCUACAUUGAGGCAGGACUCCUGUGACAAGAUUGGAGGCUUGUAGGAUGCCAUUAUACUGUUUCAAGCAUUAUAGCUGGCUGAAAGGUGGGCUGGAAAAGAGGUGAGGAUCUUGCAGGUUGGCUGGCACUCUGGCACAGUAAAAAAAGCUGUACAGAUGACUGUGAACUCAAAUUGGGGUCGUUAUCAAGGAAUUAACUCAUAGAACAUUCUGGGUGUUAAUCAUGGUGGGAGUUAUCAAGUUGGACUAAGCACAAAAUGGGACUGAUCCAAAAAGGAAACUGACUCAUGAUUCUGAACCCACUCAGACUGGUUUGUAACAAACCAUUUAACAAAACCUAGGUGAGACACAAACAUUUCUGUGUUUUCAGACCCCUAAACCAGUCAUGGGGAGCAAAGCUGUGAAAACACCACAGUAGUCAUAAUCUCAUUGAGGUUCAGGGACCUAAGAGUUCACUUUGUAUUGCCUUUUUUCAGCAAAUUGGUAGCCUGAGAAUUACUGCCAUUCUCAUGCCAUAAGGUAGCAUAUGUGUUUUACGGAAAAGCAUCCUGAUAGGUAAAAAUUGGAGAUUACAAUUUUAUUGAGCUUACAUAUCAGGAAUACUGAAGAGUAGAUGACUUAUUUCCUAUGUCGUUAUUUAUGUAGGCUUGUCUUUGGCAAAGCAAGAUUGAAGUUUAAGAAUGCUAAUGAAAGCAGGCCUUCACACCCACCACAGUAAGACCAAUCCAAUAGCACUACUGUGGUAAAGUCUAAGAGAAUUAUUGCUGGUAUUUGCAGUAUUAGAAACUGCAAAAUGAUGAAGUUGUUUGUGUUUCAACUCUCUCUUAAGGAUGCUAUUACCCUAAUAAAUCAUGCAAUACUCCAGAAUGCUCCCAUUCAUUCUUGCUUGCAAAGGAAAAAACUGGAGCCAUCACCACUAAUGCUUUAUAACCUCAUCUUGCAGCCUUCCACUAUAGCCAGCACUGAGAAGCAGACAGAUCCAGGUAUUUUUAUUAUGUGCAAAAAAACCCUAACCUCCCCCCCCCCCCCCCCAAACAAACCCCAAAACCCCAAAACCAAACCAAACCCGUAGGAAGUUAUGUGCCAGGAGCUGAGCGCAAGAGUGUGUUUGUCUUGCCACAGUUGAUGUCAUCAUAUGUGCUUAAAGUAGUGCAGAGGAUGCAGUUUUCUUGUCAUCAGCUAUUUAUGGACCAGGUAAAUACAGGAAUGAAAUUAUUUUUAAAGCAGUCUUAUUCAUUUGAAUAUUUGGGGUCAAUAAAAUAAUUGGAGGGGUGGAUAAUUGAAGGAAUUACUGAAUAAAUUCAUACCAGUGGACAUAAUCAAGGCUCAAGUGAGGGAAUUUGGACUAAAGCAGCUGAAGUAAAUAGGAUUUUGUUUGUUUUGUAUUUUGUUUUCUGUGUUUUAAUGAAUAUACUUGUAGUUUUGAUGGGUGCUAUUAAAUUGAAUUAAUAAAGUCAUUGUUGACCUUGAAGGCUAUGUAGCUCACCUUUAACAUUACUCCCAGGGAAAAGAAUUCCACUAAAAAUAAAAAAUAAAAAUCCUA
Alligator mississippiensis (American alligator) is the source of this 7016-nucleotide messenger RNA. Its product is annotated as cell cycle control protein 50C. Gene Ontology annotation, cellular component: Golgi apparatus; plasma membrane; endoplasmic reticulum. The transcript has 7 exons. Lineage: Eukaryota; Metazoa; Chordata; Crocodylia; Alligatoridae. Gene Ontology annotation, biological process: phospholipid translocation. The record is from RefSeq and is a predicted model, not a curated record. The coding region runs from base 1904 to 2950 and encodes 348 amino acids.